CGCAAGCGUAACAUUCGCACUUGAUUUCAGCAGAGUCCGUUCAAAACUCUCAUUCAGUUCACGAGAAUCUGCUAAGUGAAUUGGUGUAACUAUACUUAGUUUAUCAGUGUUUGCAUUAUCAUUUUUUUUUUAAAGCAAUGAUUGUCAUAAAGUUGAGGAAUGCAGUUUAGUGCUUUUAAGUGAAUUUAUUAUUAUUUUUUCCGUUGAUUUAAAUUUAACGUGAGUUUCAUUUUAAAUCUAGUCUACUGUGAUCUCUGUAGUAUUUUGACUGUGAUAUUUUUAUUUUAUUUUGUUUGUAAAAAUAACUGUGAUAUAAGGCAAUUUAAAAAUGACUUUAUGCACAAUUCCAACGGUCGGUGUGCGAUCCCAGGUUCGCGAAAGGCGUCCUGGACGGCCCCCSAGUGGAAAACGUCUUGCCAUGGUCAGAGAUAUGCCAGCGAAAGUGAGAUCGGCGUUCAGACGCAGUCUGGACCCAUGUGAUAAUUCCAACGACAGCGGCCUAGGUUUUGACCACCAUGCGGAUCCCCAUCAUCUCAAUAGUAUGUCGGAACGGCUUACGUGGAACGGUGAACGGGCCGAACCUAAGAGACUCAAAAUGGACAUWAAAUUAGAAAAUGAAGACGUCAAUGAUAGAUAUUGUUUUCCUGAAACUUUGAGAAGUUGCAAAGACAGCACAACGUUAAUCCGAACUGCGCCUGCCGGUUCUAUUCCUUCCUUAAGUAUGAACAACAAUCAAACGAGUUCUUCGGGGCGGGCUGUCCCGCGGUGUAUCCCUCUAUCAAAUAGGCAACCCUCAUCGUCACCAAUUCCUCUCACCACUCAAUUGAGUACCACUUCCAAAUAUGCAUCCGAUGUGAGUCUGACAAUUGUGAAACAACCGGAACAACAACACAGAGCGAGGUAUCAAACCGAGGGCAGCCGCGGUGCUGUGAAAGACCGGGAAGGGAACGGAUUUCCCGUCGUGCAAUUGGUGGGCUACUAUCAACCUACAACAUUACAAGUAUUCAUCGGAACCGACGUAGGCAAAGUGGCACCUCACAUGUUUUACCAAGCGUGCAAGGUCAGCGGUAAAAACUCGACCCCGUGCGUCGAGAAGAAAAUCGACGGCACGUGCGUCAUCGAAUUGCAGUUAGAUCCGUCAAAAGAAAUGAGCGCGACUUGCGAUUGCGUUGGGAUUUUGAAAGAGAGGAAUGUCGAUGUGGAGCACAGGUUUCCGGAUCAAUUGGGAAAUCGGAGCAAGAAGAAGUCGACGAGGUGUCGAAUGAUCUUUAGAACGACGCUAACACAUGACGAUGGCACACAAGAGACGCUGCAAGUGUGCUCGCAACCGAUCGUUUGCACCCAACCACCCGGAAUUCCGGAAAUUUGUAAAAAAUCGCUCACUUCGUGUCCCGCCAGCGGAGGCUUGGAGUUAUUUGUUUUGGGUAAAAAUUUUCUCAAAGACACUAAGGUUCACUUCCAACAAGUCGACGACGAUAGGCACGUCCGAUGGGAACAAGCCGUUGUUCCCGAUAAGGAGUACCUGCAACAGACACAUUUCGUUUGCGUAAUUCCCCCAUACCGUAGACCAGAUAUUACCGAACCUGUCACAGUCAGGUUAUGCGUGGUCUCUAGCGGCAAAACUAGUGAACCUCACCAGUUUGUAUAUACCCCUGUUAAUGGGGCUAUACCGAGCGUUCACGUCGACCCUCCUCCUGCUACUACACAAGCGCCCUUUUUUAACAAAAUGAUUUGGUCGUCGAACAUCAGCAAGCGUGAGCAAGAUUUGGGCAUGAUGCCCCCUCCAGAGUCAAGUUUGGUCCCCAUGGCUUCUCGCCGUCCUUCCAUCAGCCUACCCUCCACCAGCGACAACUUAUCGCCUCCCUUACACACACUCAAACAGGAAUACAUUGACGAAAACAGCCAAAGUUCCGUUAUUGAGCCGAUGGACCACUCUGAGCGCUACAGACACAUCUCCGAGAGCUCCCUUGAUGUCCAUCCCGGCGAUUCCAACAUGUCGAUGAUCAACGAGAACUCCAUCGACAUGUUGAGCCACAAUAACAUGAUCAACAACGAAAACUCAAAUCUAAGCGUUAGUAACGARAAUAGUGUCGAAAUGAUGGUGCGAAGGGGCUCGAUCAGUCGCAGCGUCUGCGAGAACUCCAUGGAUGUCAAUUUAAGCAACUCGCAGAUGUCGUCGAUGAAUGAAGACAACUCAUGCAGUAACGUGAUGCAGCAUUGUAGUAACUCAGUAGUGACUGACCGAUUAGUAUUAUCACAGCCGGUCUUAAUGCACCAAAACAUGCUCGCAUCGGCACCUCAUGGGGUCAUGCAUGCUGCCACAGCUGAGGAAUUGAAAGUCAUGGACUUAAGGAUGAAAAUGCCGAUGGCCACUGUGGCCGAUUUGGGAAACAGUAGUGCGCCCUCGAUGGCCACGUUGCAGAGUUUCGGGGUAACGGAAGCGAACAACGCCCCUUUGCCGGCUCAAAGCGCACAAAGUGUAGAGAAUUUCUUAACCAAUAUUGAAUCCAAGGUGCUCCCCAACGAUUUGCAAUUAAAAAAAGAUGUUUCGGACAAGAUUAACGAAAUUAUCAGUACUGAAGCACGAGCGUUUCGGCAGUGCCGAAAUAUUAUACCUAACACAACUGCCACUGAACCGGUUUAUCUCAGCUCACAACGACCCUUUUUGACUGGGACUACAGAAAACGAGAGUUUGCUUGUAGCCAAAAGCGAGGCUGCAGCUAUCGCUGAACAAACAAUUUCAGAACAAGCGAGCGCGAUCUCGUCGCCUAUCACUACUAUCAGUAGUAUUGAAAACGUAACUGCCCCUAUUAAUACCGAAAAGUUGGAUCAACUCGUCAAUUCAACUGUUGAGUCUCAUAUUGGAAGUCCAACAAGAUCUGAAUCAAAAGAUGUGUUAAUGUCAAAUAAAAUGACUCUGACACCUAACACUCCAACCAACUCGGAAACCUCGAACGAUGUUAUACGAGAUGUUAUGCUAAAUUCGCGUUCGAGUUUAAUGGUUGCGCCUAUUAUUAACACAACUCUGCCAUCUCCUAUCUUAAAUCACGAUCUCAAUAAUCACAAUUCUCCAAAUUUAUCACCAGCGGUGAUCCUCAAUUCGCAAAUUUCGCCCAGCUUGAUGUGUCGCAACACUCAAGAUACUCUCUUACCCAGCGCCAUCUGUCAGCCGAAUGUGACAGUCGAGUCGAGUUUGCAACCGCCGGUGGUACCCACUCUUCUGACAACCAAUCCGAAUCACACAUCUCCUUUACAUUCCCCAAUCGCUGUAACAAAUCCUUUGUCUCUGGUCAACACUCCCGACCCUGAAAAGGUUGUACUGUUGAAAGCCGCUGUAGAUUUGUUGGAAACGCAGAAGAAAAUCUCCGAGUUGGAUAGUCGGCAAACUAUCGAUAGUGGUAAUAAGAUGAUUAUGAACAAUAUAAUGACGAUAUCAUCGACGGGUACAACCAAUGACGUGAUGCCUUCAAGUAGAUUAAGUCAAUUACAAGGGAACAAUUUUGUACAAGCACCACUUUUAAACACGGUACCGUCGUCUGACAUGCUUAUGAACAAGACGAUAGCUCAGGACAAUAAGUCUGAUUUUGUCAUACCAGUGCCUGUGAAAGAAAUGACUGGUGUUUCGCAAGCCGAUAAGAAGAACGAGGAUAGGAUGAUCCCGCAGUCGUUCACCUCCCUCACUGAAAAUGAACUGAUCAACUUGAUAAACCCUAGUUGUUUCGACCAAGCACCAGUAGUUACUAAAAAAUCAUAAGAAAAGUUGAACUGUGUGUAGCACUAGUGGUCUGUGUAUAAAUGUAUUGGUGGACAAAUGAAAAAACAUCUCAGAUUAGUUGUAUAAUAAUCAUUAUUUAUAUGAUUCUAUGAUAAAGUUUUUGUAACUGUUUGUAAGACUAACUUUUUUAGUUUUGAUCGUGUUAACACAUCUUUCAUUGCAUGGCUUUUUUUCCUAGUUGCUAAUCCAUUUAUUUUUUUCAGUAUAAAUUCAUUGGUGGAGGCAUCAUUCAUGUUCCGUACUCAUUGCUGUGUAAGGUGUUAUUGUUUGCAUUUAAAAGCUCAGCUUACAAUUACAAUGUGCUUUUUAAUUGAAUGAUAAGGCACUUUAUACAUGCAACUUCUAAUAUAAGUACAAGAAGUUACAUUUUUUACGUUUUUCAUAUGUAAUGUUUACAUAUUUGUUGUAAGAUUACCAUGUUGUAAUCGAGUAUUAUCGCCGUUGCUCAUCAGCAAUUUGUUCAAAUUAUAUGCCAUUUUUGUAAAAAAAAAACAUUGACAAGAUAAUGUAGUAGCUCUGUACAUGUUACGUUUAAGUUUGCUCAAUUACAUGAUAUGCUUUCUAUUUAUAAAAAAAAAGAAAAACAAAGAGACUUAAAUUUUCAUCUUAUUCGAUCUGUUUGUGCAAAAUUUAUGUCACUUUUUUUAACGUUUUCUUUCUAACUUAUGUUCCAUCUUGGAAUUAUUGUAAAAUUUUAAUUUUAUUUUUAAAAUGUCAAUGCAAAUAGGCUUAAGGAGAAAUCAAAUUUCGACACAGUGUUUUCUAUGAAAACAAACUGUGCAUUAUUUAUACUUGUCGGUAAUUUAUUUUGUAGGUUUUAAACGUCAUUAUUUUAUUUAUGAAUAUUUGUUUUCAAUCAAAAAAGUGCUAUAUCUUUUAUCAUUUUAGAUUAUUUUAAAUGCAAAACAAGUAUAAAUAAUAUUUAUUACUGUAUAUUAUGUGUAUAAAAUUUGUAUGGCUAUAUGAAACCUAUUCAAGUGUUAUGAUUGUUAAAAGGUGUAUAUUUCAGAAAAAAUAUAUAUUGAAUAUA
Molecule: messenger RNA, 4805 nt
Organism: Tribolium madens (black flour beetle)
Lineage: Eukaryota; Metazoa; Arthropoda; Insecta; Coleoptera; Tenebrionidae
Gene: NFAT
Product: nuclear factor of activated T-cells, cytoplasmic 3
Exons: 10
Coding region: 329-3754 (1141 amino acids)
Biological process (GO): regulation of transcription by RNA polymerase II
Cellular component (GO): transcription regulator complex
Molecular function (GO): RNA polymerase II cis-regulatory region sequence-specific DNA binding; transcription factor binding; DNA-binding transcription factor activity, RNA polymerase II-specific
Source: RefSeq, a predicted model, not a curated record